UCCAUAAGUACACUGUCUCCAGCAUCAUCCCGUGCUUAACAAUCGCGUCAUCGCCACCAGACACCAAAUGUUGCUUGGGUUCUGGAUUUGGGUUUUAGUUUGGCUUUCACAGGGAAGGUUUUGGAGAUAGUGGUGGUUUGUGGUGCUGGUCCGCCAUGCAAGGAGGUGAAAGGAAGCAGGACAGUAGAGCCUUAGGUUUUUAGCAGACUCAAUAAGUAACUGCUUAAACGGUUUUAUGACUGGUAAUUCAAAAACUGUUUAACUUCUCAUGGACUAGGAUAGUCCUAUUUCAGAACUGGAAUAUAGUUAUCCGCAAAUCCAAACGAUAGCAAAACCAACCAACACGGAAAUGGAGUUUACCAGAGAAUAUCAGAAGAGAAGACGAAGAAUACUAGAACUGAAUUGAAGAGCCAGGCAAAGGAAGGAGUAAAGUGAAUGAAAUGGCAGAGAACAAGGAAUCAACGUCGAGUUCACUGAGCCAAGGACUGACUCACCAUGACUCGGAUCCAGAUGAUAUCCCUAAGUCUCCUCCGAGUUCCCCCAAUUCCUCCACUCGCAAGGCUUGCUAUGCUGUUCUUCAGAGUUGGGUUUCGAAAAAGUUCAUGACUGGAUGUGUUGUUCUCUUUCCAGUUGCUGUUUCCUUUUUAGUGACUUGGUGGUUUAUCCAGUUUGUUGAUGGUUUCUUUAGCCCAAUAUAUGCUAAACUUGGCAUUGACAUUUUCGGCCUUGGAUUUGUUACUUCACUACUUUUUGUAUUCUUCGUUGGAAUUUUUGCAUCAUCAUGGAUGGGUGCAACUGUUUUCUGGGUUGGAGAAUGGUUUAUUAAGCGAAUGCCAUUUAUGAAGCACAUUUACUCAGCCUCCAAACAAAUUAGUGCUGCUAUUUCUCCAGACCAAAACACUACUGCUUUUAAGGAGGUUGCAAUUAUCCGUCAUCCUCGUCAUGGUGAAUAUGCAUUUGGUUUCAUCACAUCAUCUGUCAUCCUUCAGAGAGAAGAUGGAGAUGAAGAGUUAUGCAGUGUUUAUGUCCCAACAAACCAUCUAUACAUUGGUGACAUAUUUCUGGUCAAUUCUGAUGAGAUCAUAAGACCAAACUUGUCUAUUCGGGAAGGCAUAGAGAUCAUUGUUUCAGUUGGUAUGACAAUGCCACAGCUGAUAUCUUCUGUAGAAAGGAUUCCUCAUCAGAGCAAUAGGAUCCCUCUAAGCAGAAUCGUAUGAAGGCACUGAAGCUUUUUAAUUCAUGACAUGAAUGGCUGACAAUCUUAAAGGUGACAAAGAAAGUCACCUUUUGUUUUUCCUCGGCCAGGCUUACAUAUGUAGAGAUUUAGGUUCUCAGAGUCUACAGGUGAAACUAUAUAAAGUCAGUAUGACUAUACACGUGUCUUCCAUCUUUUAAACUUGCUAAAGUAAAGAAAGUGCUGGGUACUCCAGUGUGAAUCUGGAUAAAGGCAGUCAUAUUCAUAGAAUGUGCCAAAUAUCCACUUUUGUUCUGUACAAAGGUUGACAAGAAAUGCCAAACACAUCUUUUACUUUGUAUAAA
Hevea brasiliensis (rubber tree) is the source of this 1539-nucleotide messenger RNA. RefSeq names its product protein LIKE COV 2. Bases 441 to 1217 code for a protein of 258 amino acids. NCBI's taxonomy places the organism in Eukaryota, Viridiplantae, Streptophyta, Magnoliopsida, Malpighiales, Euphorbiaceae. The transcript has 8 exons. The record is from RefSeq and is a predicted model, not a curated record. Gene Ontology annotation, cellular component: Golgi apparatus.